Messenger RNA from Eublepharis macularius, 3452 nucleotides. RefSeq names its product transmembrane protein 121-like. Lineage: Eukaryota; Metazoa; Chordata; Lepidosauria; Squamata; Eublepharidae. The record is from RefSeq and is a predicted model, not a curated record. The transcript has a single exon. Bases 1200 to 2519 code for a protein of 439 amino acids.
UACAUGCUAUAAUUCCCUUGCCCCUAAGCACAACACUCUGGUUUCUCCUCCCCAAGACCACCCCACUGAAUUUAUUUUUCUUAAGCCAAAAAAUUCUCACUCGCUUCCCAAAGCUACCUUUUCAAGAGUUAGCAAGCAUUUAGCUUGCCUUUACUGCCCCCCACCCCUUACUGUGAUGGCUGGGAGUGGUGGGGUUUAAGAAUAUCAUGGAAAAGGUGGGCUUUGAGGAAGGAUCUGAGAGAAGAUGGAGGCUGGACUUCUGUAACUGUUGCAAUUUUUUUUCUGUCCCAUACAGGCUCCCGAGCCCAGAACCCACAGAGCAUUCAGUGACCAAACACAACAGAGAAUCCCCUCUAUCAACAUAAAGAAAAUUCCCCCUGCUUUCUGAUGAAGACACCUUUCCAUCUGGGAGCUGGCAGAGAAGCAAAAAAGCCAACUUCAAUUAGGAACAAGAGGAGCAGUUUCUACAGGCAAGGCAAGGCAUCAGUUCUCUCCCUUUACUACUGUUCUGUGCCACUGGUCUGUGGGGAAAAAAAGUCUCCCAACUGUUGGUAGGUUGAUGGUUUGAACCAGGUACAUCAGAGUCUAAAGCUGGGACCCUGCACCUAAUAAACUUCUGAGGACUGUGUUCAGUCACUUGUCUUCAGGCACAGAAGAGAUGCACAAGACCAGCACCUGUAACUGGCAGGCAGUAUGUGACCUAUUUGGGUUGGCCAGGCCAGUUAUAAAUACUAGCAGCAAUCUGAUUGUCUGAGUUGACCUGACUAGUAGAGCAGAACUUCCUGGCUGCUGAACUCAAGGCCUCAGAUACAGUCUGCAUGGACCCCAGGCUGGACAACACCUAACCCAGUUCUCAAAGCUGUAAAGUAGUAAACUUAUGAACACUAGAGCAAGAGGCAAAAUCAGAGAAAGCCGUAGCCUCUGUCCCAUGGUUGUCUGGCCCUCUAGGGCAACUGGUUAGCCGCUGUGUGAAAGGGAAUGUUGGAUCAGAUGGACCGCUGGUCUGAUCCAGUAGGCUUCUUCUGAAGGGUUACGUUGCAGCCUGGCCCUGAAGUUAGAAAUGGAGUAGGAGAGAAAGACCAUGCGGAUGGGGUGCGAUGCACCUUUCUAUAAGCCAAAUAGGCCAUAACCAACAUUCUUCUGAGCAUGGAUAGGGUUCUGGGCUGGCUUUCCCCAAUGUUUAUGCUUUCUUGUGCACCAUGACCUUCAUAUUUGUUCUCCUCCCUCCCUCCCAAAGGACCAUGGAGCUGCUGCCCCCCAGCAUCCCACAUACCUGCAUGGCAGCAGUAGUCAUCAUCUGCACCAUGGGAGCCAUGGACGUCUACCUGGUGGAGCAAAGUGCUGGGGCCCGCCGGCUGGGCGUGUGCACGCUUGCAGUGGCUGGGGACCUUUUCUUUCUCCUGGUGCUGCGCUAUGCGAUGGUGUGGCUGGGUGGCGAGGCGCGCCUGGCCCAGCGGGGGUAUGCCAUGGUGCUGUGGUUUCUCUUUGCUUUUGCCCUGGAGAUCAAGCUUUACUUCAUUUACCAGCAUUAUGCAACAGAAGGACAGGCUCCUGAUCCACUGGCCCGGCACACUCUGACCCUCCUGCUUUCCAUUUGCAUCCCUGCUCUCUACACAGUAUUGGGAGCUACCGAGCUGGUGGCCCAGGCCACUGCCAGUUUCCGCAAGAAAGAUGAACUUCGCGGGCGCCUCUUCUGGGUGGUGUUGGACCUGCUGGACGUCUUGGAGAUACAAGCCAGCCUGUGGGAGCCGCAGCAGCGAGUGCUGCCCUUGUGGGCUGAGGGCCUGACAUUCUUCUACUGCUACGGUCUCCUGUUGGUACUCCCAUGUGUGUCACUGAGUGAGCUGGGUGUGCAGGGCCCCCACUGUGGCACACUCUACCCUCUGCUGAGUCUGGCAAGUGUGAAUGUGGCCACCAUCUUCAUCCGUGGGGGGCUGCUCCUCCUCUGCCAUGACCAGCGUAUCUCCUCCAUCUUCAUGGGCAAAAACCUCCUGGCCAUUGCCUUGAAGAGCUGUGCUGUAUUACAGCACCACAGAGGCACCCAAGCCACAAAGGAAACAUGCCACAGAUGCCCCGCGUGCAACCAGUCCCUUGGACACACCCAGAUCCCAGAUGAGCAGCGACACAGACAAAUCCAAACUGCUGCAGAAAUACACUCUGGGCCGUCCACAGUCAACCACAGUCACGAAUAUACUCAAAGCAGAGCUGACCCACCCUGCAAACACGCUACAAGUGACCACCUACAUGAACAACCCGAGGCCCAGGCCAAAUCCAACCACAGAAAUGCCAUAAUCGAAAUCCCCCAAAGACAGGCCCAGGCCUCAGAGGAACAGACCCACAGAAAUGCUCCAACCACAGGUCACCAACUCCAUAGACACUGCUGCACCAAAGAAUCCAAUCACUACAGGCACACCAUUCAACACUCACCAGGAGACCCAACCACUACCCAUCCCUCCACUUCCAGAGCACUCAGAACUGGCUGUCGGGUGCAGCUCAAGUCUUUAUGGGAUGGUCCAUGACACACCUUCGUAUGGAUGGUGUUUGACAAAAAACACACCUGCAUCAAUUUGCACACCUUGAGAAUUCCUUGAGGGCAGAAUCACAGUUCAGAGACACAACUAUCAGCAUGACUUCUUACAGUCAGCCACCUAGAUUGGUGGGCACAGAAGUACCAUGCUCAGUACAAGUACAACGAUAAGUAUCCUGCUCACAGCACUGAACAUGUGCAUCUGAUUGGCCCACAAGAGUUCUGUCAUCACCUGUGUCUGGAGAGGAAGUGGCCUGAUGGCCAAUUAGGAUGCUCCAGCUGGUCCCAAUGAAGAAAAUCCAAAACUAACAGAUCAUCUCCACAUCGCUUAGAUCAGAUUCCCAGUGUUGUUAUUGCUGCUCUUUUCCCUCCAAGCUUCCAGAAACACCAGAAUUCGUUUUGUUACUCACCUUGUUUGAAGGGCUGCCCCUUCACAACCUUAAUCUCCACCAUGUGCUAAUGUACACUGCACAGCAGGUCUAGAAGAUGCAGUGCUAGUGCUCUGACAACAGUUGGGCAACAAAGAUAUUGUCCAUCUCUUUAAAAUGUUUAAUCCAUCUAAGAGGAAAUCACUCCCAUCUCCAUACCCCUUCCAAUACAACAGGAGCUCAAUAAAGCGACUAACCCAAGAACUUGCUACACUUACUCCAUUUUGCUUACAACUGGAUCAGGGUGUUUUUUUUUGAGUCAGUGAGACUUGGCUGCCAGUGUGUGAAGCAAUAAAGAAGAGUGCCUCUGCGCAUGUCAAUAGUGUCUUUUUCUUAAUAAUAAGCAAUCACAAUCAACUCCCAUGAACAUCUGAGACUAGAGGGAGAACCAGAUCAGAACAUAUUCCAUACAUGCUCAAAACCCAAUGCCGAAUGUUUCAAUCAUUCAUGGCUGGUUGUGUGCACUUUGAUCUAGAAGCACAGGAUUGCUCUGUAAA